Messenger RNA from Xenopus laevis (African clawed frog), 2428 nucleotides. RefSeq names its product histone H3. Lineage: Eukaryota; Metazoa; Chordata; Amphibia; Anura; Pipidae. The transcript has 2 exons. Bases 372 to 782 code for a protein of 136 amino acids. The record is from RefSeq and is a predicted model, not a curated record.
UCUAAACGGAAUAUAAGAAUGGGACACUGACUGUGCUUUAUAGACACUGAGAUUAUUUUGGCGGGCUGGCUAUGGCAGGGUUUUUUCACUGGUCCAAAAGGAAUUGUGAUUUACAUGACUUCAAGUUCCUUAUUAGCAAAUCAAAGAAGAAGAUUUAGAGCGGGCUCUUUUAAAUUUGAAUUCUAGCCUUCCCGCCAGGGUAUAAUUACGUCACAGAACGACUGGUUAUUGAUCAGCAAAUCAAAUGGGAGUAUUUAAAGCGGGCUCUCACAUUCGAUGUUAUAGCCUUCCAAUCAAAAACGAGAGACUGUGUAUAAAUAAGAGGCACGAAACCAUUCGCUUCAUAACAUUUUUUGUUGCGUUGUAUAGCUAUGGCUCGUACAAAACAGACCGCCCGCAAGUCCACCGGAGGGAAGGCUCCUCGCAAACAGUUGGCCACUAAGGCAGCCAGGAAGAGCGCUCCGGCCACUGGGGGUGUCAAGAAGCCGCAUCGUUACCGCCCAGGUACUGUCGCUCUCCGAGAAAUCCGACGUUACCAGAAAUCGACCGAGCUGCUGAUUCGCAAAUUGCCUUUCCAGCGCCUGGUUCGUGAGAUCGCUCAGGAUUUCAAGACCGACCUGCGUUUCCAGAGCUCGGCAGUCAUGGCUCUGCAGGAGGCCAGCGAGGCUUAUCUGGUCGGCUUGUUUGAGGACACCAACCUGUGCGCCAUCCACGCCAAGAGGGUCACCAUCAUGCCCAAGGACAUCCAGCUGGCCCGCAGGAUCCGAGGCGAGAGGGCUUAGAUACAGUUGCGACUUUUCUUACUAAACACAAAGGCUCUUUUCAGAGCCACCAAAUCCCAAAUUAAAUGAGUUCAACGCUCCAAUAUCUGUUCAUUCGGGGAAGCCCGUGAGAUCCUUGUGUAGAACCAAUUUCGAACAGCGGCAACAGCUGUGGUACCGGCAUCAUUAAUGCUUUUGUUUGUUUCUGCAAUCUCCCCCUUAUAUAAUGUGUAGCAAUUUCAAACUUGCCACGAUAUCUCGCUCAGUUAUCCACAAACAUAAGGGCUAAUACGAACAUCUGCGUUAUAUCUAACCAACUUCUAGACCUGCAACUUUUAUUGUGGCAUCCUCGUUUUUCAAGUAUUUACAUUGUAAUAGUCGUCGACCCCAGUGCUAAACCCAUCAGUCCCGCUGUAUAAUCGGUAGAAUGUGACAUUUCUGUACGGACAUCCUUCCCGUGAAUGUAACAUAUCAUAUUAGCAACCGAACCAAGGAGCAGAGGCCGGUCUGAGCGAUGUUGUGGUAGAUUGAUCUAAGUAUUAUCAGCGCCACCUAGUGUCACAUGCACAUUAAAAAAAGUGUUUGGGCACUUGGGCAAUCGUACUGAUUAUUACACCUAAAAAAUAUAGAUUAAUUAGAUAAACGAAUACAUCUCGCAGAUUUGUUUACAGAAUUAAGCUCGUCAGAGACGAUGAGUCACUUACAAAGAUUGAAAUUCAGAUAUCGCCAAGAGCUUCAAAUGGGCCAAUAGGAGGUCAACAAUAUUUUUAAGGUAGCCAAUAGGACAGAAAUUUGUAAUCGUGUACCACUGGGCAAAUUUAAAACUUAAAAUCAUUAUCUUGUAAAUUGUAAAUAUUGCUUCUUUAAAUUUCUUCCGGCAUUCUAUGAAUGAAAUUGAAUUUUGUAUUGCCCCAAAGUAACACUGGAAAUUCGCAGUUGGUUGAGGUUCAUAAGACUCUGUUAAUAAGCGAUAUAGUUAGAGAAUAAAAACUAGAUACAAUUGACACAUCGUUGAUUCCCCAAACCUUUCAAUGAUACAACAUGACAAUGUGUUUAUCAUUGGAUGAGAUUCAUUAUUUCGGUUAAAGCCUAAAUAGCAAAUGACACACAUUGCGGAAGAUUUCUACAUAUUCUAAAUGUUUAUUUACUGACGGGAGUGGAAAACAGAAAUAAAAUCUAACUACACGGAAGCGUUAUUAGCCCCGCCCAAAUGUCUAGUUCCCUAUCAGGUCGACUUUAGUGCUAUAUAAGGUGUAGUUAUGUGAGUGACGAGGCAGUUUGUACAGAACGCAUAUUUAGUGAUCAUGUCUGGACGCGGCAAAGGCGGAAAGGGUUUAGGGAAAGGAGGUGCUAAGCGGCACAGGAAGGUGUUGCGGGAUAACAUUCAGGGCAUCACUAAACCCGCCAUCCGCCGCCUGGCCCGGAGAGGGGGAGUCAAGCGCAUCUCAGGUCUUAUCUACGAGGAGACUCGUGGCGUUCUCAAGGUUUUUCUAGAAAAUGUUAUUCGAGACGCUGUCACCUACACAGAACACGCCAAGAGGAAGACCGUUACCGCCAUGGAUGUGGUGUACGCUCUCAAGCGCCAGGGCCGCACUCUCUACGGCUUCGGAGGCUAAAUCUUCUAUUGCCCAUCAAUCUUAUACCCAAAGGCUCUUUUCAGAGCCACC